AUGAAGCGCGAACCACUUUCAGACACGCCGCCGCAGCGUUCUGGUCUUCACAAGAUUGUCAUUGGUGUUGACUAUGGCACGACAUUCACCGGAAUCAGCUGGGUCUCUACUGAAGGUGCACACAUCAAAGUCUUGGAUGAUGUGCACUGCGUCCGCGACUGGCCGGGAGGCGACAAUGCCUGGAAGGCGCCGACCCGCAUCGCUUACGGUGACGAGAACGGCUCUUCGGGCAAUGUAUGGGGCUACGAAGUGGCGCCUCGGAUGAAGUCCUACGCCUGGAUGAAGCUUCUGCUUGACCCAGAGCAAAUGACCAAGUACGACGACCCAAGCCUGACCAAGAGCCAGGGAGAAGGCGUUCUCCGAAAGCCACUCAACAAGACUGCUGUUGAGAUCUGUGCCGACUACCUUACUGAGCUCGCAAGCUUUGCUUACCAGUCCCUCGAGAAGAGAGUCUCUCCCGAAGUCCUUCAAGCUACGCCGCUCGACUUUUGGUUCACCGUGCCGGCAGUGUGGUCGGACAAGGCCAAACGCGACACACUUCGUGCGGCUCAGAAAGCAGCCAAGCAGGCCAAGCUGCGCGCCCAUCCUGACUCCCAGGUAUUUCUCAUUCGCGAGCCAGAAGCAGCGGCGAUUGCAGUGCUCUCGGACGUGACACAAGACAGAAGACUGACACUUUUAGGCGGAUCUGAGAACCAAGUUGGAGUUGGCCAGAGCAUUCUGGUCUGCGACUGCGGCGGAGGUACUGUAGAUCUCACCGCAUACCAAAUCACAGCCAUCACUCCCAAGCUUGAGUUCAAGGAGCUUGUUGUGGGCAUUGGUGGCAAAUGUGGAUCCACCUACAUCGAUCGCGAGUUCAUGAAGUGGAUGGAGCAUAAGUUCAAGAAAGCCUUCACUGAACUGCCUUGGGAGAAGCGUGGCCCCGCCAGUCGUAUGAUGAAAGACUUUGAGGCCCACAAGAAGGACUUUGGCAAGUCGACCAACACGCGCAAGAUUUAUGAGGUUGGACCUUUGGUGAUGAAGAAUGCCAAGAAUCCAAAGUACUACGACGAGGACGAGGGCAUUAUCAGAAUCUAUGAAGAAGAUCUGAAGCGGAUGUUCGACCCCGUGGUGAGCAAGAUCACCGAACUUCUGCAAAGCCAGCUCGACGCUGAGCGUCGUGCGACUGGCAAGCCAUCUACGAUCAAGACCAUUCUCCUCGUUGGUGGCUUCGGCGACUCCACUUACCUCAAUAAGGUCCUGAGAGAGUGGACCAAGGAGCGUGGCAUCAAACUGCUCUGCCCACCAAAUCCCCAGUCGGCCAUUGUUCGAGGAGCUGCUUACUCUGGUCUUCACGGCAUUCAGCCAUCUCACAGACGCUCUCGCCUCCACUACGGAUUUGCCUGCCAUGUCGCGUUUGAUCCCAUGGUCCACGACAAGCGCGAUCGCUUCAUCUCUGACUGGGACGGUACCGCUCGCGCAUCGGGAAACCUGUUCUGGCAGCUCGAAAAGGGUGCACUCGUCGAUCAGAACACCAAGAUUGCCUUUUCCGUCUACCGCACCAUCAGCGAAGAGAGCAAAUACGGCAAGCAUGAGACGGAUGUGUACGUCAGCGAUCUUGACGAAGCUCCUGAUCGGGUGCGUGACAAGGGCGCGAGAGUGCUGGUGACAUUCACCUCCGACUUCAGCAAGGUCGAUCUCUCCCAGUAUCCAUCCAGAAAGGUCAAGGGCCGCACCCUCCGUCGCAUCGAUUGCGAGUACAUCGUCCAUUUCGGCCAUCGCAAGGGCGUUCUCUGCUUCUCCUGCUUGGUGAAUGGCCAAGAGAUUGGCAACACCACCGUCACUUUCGAGAAUCAGACUGAGAAGGACGUCAUGGACGGACCUGGAGGCAGUGGUGGCGCCUCACCUCCUUGCCGAGAAGCUCAACAGCAAGCAUAUCAGACUGCGACAUCUAGCGAAAGCGACCAUACCUCGAGCAAAUUGGCUAUGCAUAGGUUUGUAGAGGGCAUAGGACGGGUAGACCGCAUUUUGGCCCAAGGGCAUCUUCAGACACCCUUCCCUAUAAAGAUGGCCGAGCGAAGCCGAGGCGAACCUCCGUUUCCGUAUCCUCGUCGCAAGCUCCUCGAACACUCCAACUACGGCCUAGAAACAUCCGGCUUCGCUCGGAUCAUGGCCUCUCCCACUUCCAGUCACUGCCUCCACAAGUGCUCAGUCGUCAUGAUCUUUCGAACCUUGCAAGGGGAAAACUGGACCAUCUGUCUUGACUCGCGCUUUCACGCGUGUCCCACGUGCAUGCCUAAUUCUUCAAUGCGAACGAAAGGGAGGCAGGCGUUGAAUGCCGACGCAGCCGCGGGAGUGCCCGGUUCGCCACACAAACAGAAAUUGACUCCUCGCAGCUAUCCUAUUCUCUCAUCGACAUCGACAUUACAUUUCAUGCGGUCACGAGAGCUUACACAAGCCAACAGAGACGCCUUCAAUUUCCAGGCUAUUUUGACUGAGGCUCAUGCGGAAUUCGAGAAUACCAAAUCCCAGCUGCGAAAGGAGAUAACGAGGCUCGCGGAUGCGAAGGAGGAGGUCAUCGAUCGCCUUACCUCAGGAGAGCGCGCAGAAAUCAAGGCGAACCUCCGACGCACUUUCGAUGCUGAGUUCAAGGCUCAGCUCAGCGCCAUGAUGACCAAUAUGGACAAGAAAGAAGGCUUCGAGGCGAGGAUCCAAAAGCUGGUGGAGACUCUGAAGAACGAUCUGGGCCCAAUGGUCGACAAAGCCUUUCAGCGCUGGUCCGAUGGCGUUGGUAACGACUUCAAAGAGACGCUCAAAGACGCUGGCAACUUGAUCCGUGCUCAGAACGAAGCGUUCGUUGCCGAGAGGGCGCGCGAGAGGCAGCGUUUUGAAGAGCUCUUCGCUCGUCAAGAGCAGAGAAUAGCAGAUGCCGAGAGGCGUGCCGAUAAGACUGUUGCUGCCCUUUCCGGAGGACCUCAGGGUCAGGCUUUGGCAGAUUUACUGCUCAAGCUGGAGAAUGUUGAUCUCAACAAGCUGACAGAGCAAGUCAAUGUUGUGGGCAAAUUUUCGUGUGAGCUGAGCCUUGAUCAAGACAAGAUCAAGGAGAACGUCGACAGCAUCAAGGCACGGCUUGCAGUUGCUGAAGCGCGUCAUGAGAACCUUGAUCAGCUACGCAGCGAACAAGACAGCAUCAAGGCACGGCUUGCAGUUGCUGAAGCGCGUCAUGAGAACCUUGAUCAGCUACGCAGCGAACAAGACAGCAUCAACACCCGGCUUGCCGUUGCUGAAACGAAUGACGAGCUCUUCGUUCACUGGUCGAAGGAGCUGGACAAGUGGGCGGCCACCGUGGACAGCGCAUGGGGCUUCGAAGAUGAUAGUGCCGCGCCAGGCGAGCUGCCCGCGCAAGCUGCUGCACCACCUCCACAGCCAACUCUAGGCCAACCAGCCGUUCACGGUGGUGCUACAUCAGCACAGCCGCCGCCGCAACAACAGCAUCAAGAUGGUGCAGAUGGCGGUUUGCAGCAGCAACACGACUACCAUCACGACCAUGCCGACACUCCCACUUCUCACGACAACCGUGGUGGUCGACGCGGUCGUCGUGGCGGUCGUGGCGGCCGCGGUCGCGGAGAUGGCAUAGGUCGCGGAGUGGGCCCAGGUCGCGGCUCGUGGUCGAUGAUCAUAAAGAUCAUUCAGAAUCUGAUCGAAGGAGCUGACAGAGAACGUGAGAUUGAAGGAGUACACGAUGGUGACCACACCUCAAUUGGAGCAAGGCUCCGCUAA
Pseudocercospora fijiensis CIRAD86 is the source of this 3756-nucleotide messenger RNA. RefSeq lists its product as uncharacterized. Lineage: Eukaryota; Fungi; Ascomycota; Dothideomycetes; Mycosphaerellales; Mycosphaerellaceae. The transcript is spliced from 8 exons. Bases 1 to 3756 code for a protein of 1251 amino acids. The record is from RefSeq and is a predicted model, not a curated record.